AUGAUUAAGAAGUCAGUCAAGCGCUAUUUAGCUAGGUCGACGAGAGGAAAUCUAGGGUUUGAAAGCAGUGUGUCCGCCAUGCAAACACAGCAGCAGCACAUGCACAGCCCUGAGAUCCCAGUUGAUCUCAUCAUCGAAAUACUCUUGAGAUUGCCGACUAAAACUAUCGCGAGAUGUCGUUGCAUAUCGAAGUUUUGGGCUUCCAUAAUCUGCCGUACAGAUUUCACGGAUUCGUUCAUGAUAAGGUCUCAGGCCCGUCCGCAAAUCUUGUUCUCUAUCCGAAAUUCGGAUUUCUUCUUCUUUUUGGCACCUCAGUUUCAAAAUAAAUCGUCUCUUGUAGCCAAGGAUCAUUUAAAACUCCCCAUCAAUGGUUCCUCCUCCCAGUUUUGUGGUCCUGUACGUGGUUUCGUCUGUCUUACAAAUUUUACAAGUGGAAUGAAGGAAACAGUGUCUACGGUAUGUAACCUUAGCACAGGACAAGCCAUUCACUUACCCAAUGUGAAGGCAAGCAGUAAUUUCGUGAAGAGUUAUCUUGGGUUUGAUCCCAUUCAUCAGCAAUUCAAAGUAUUGCUAAUCAACACCACGCCAGGAGUUUCUGAUGACUGA
This is a messenger RNA of Raphanus sativus (radish), 606 nucleotides long. RefSeq names its product F-box protein At5g65850-like. The coding region runs from base 1 to 606 and encodes 201 amino acids. The transcript has a single exon. The record is from RefSeq and is a predicted model, not a curated record. Gene Ontology annotation, molecular function: protein binding. NCBI's taxonomy places the organism in Eukaryota, Viridiplantae, Streptophyta, Magnoliopsida, Brassicales, Brassicaceae.